Paramecium pentaurelia is the source of this 885-nucleotide messenger RNA. NCBI's taxonomy places the organism in Eukaryota, Ciliophora, Oligohymenophorea, Peniculida, Parameciidae. The record is from the annotation of a GenBank genome assembly.
CAAUGGUAAAUUUGAUUGUGAUAAUUCUUUUAGCCAAAAGCUCCAAAGACAUCCAAGGCAAAGAAGAUUUAAAAGAAAGUAGCAGAUAGAAAGAAGAAUCCACUCUUUGUUAAAGAAGCCAAAAACUUCAGAAUUGGAAAUGAUGUUCAACCAAAGAGAGAUUUAUCAAGAUAUGUCAGAUGGCCUCGUUAUAUUCUUUUACAUAGAUAAAAAAAGAUUUUAUUGCAAAGAAUCAAAGUACCAGCAGCCAUUCAUUAAUUCAGCAAAACACUCGACAAAAAUCAAAGUAAUGUGUCUAUUUUAAUAUAAGGUUCAAAGGUCUAUGCUCUUUUAAAGAAAUAUGCUCCAGAAACCAAAACUGAAAAGAAAUAAAGAUUAGUCAAAGCUGCUGAAUCUAAGGCAUAAAAUUAGAAGACAGAUAGCAAGAAAGUGACUGUCCUUAAAUUUGGUUUAAAUCAUGUUACUACUUUGGUUGAAACAAAGAAAGCCAAAUUAGUUUUGAUUGCUUAUGAUGUUGAUCCAAUUGAAUUAGUUGUUUGGCUUCCAUAAUUAUGUAGACGUUAAGAAGUCCCAUUUGCCUUUGUUAAAAGUACAUAAAAUAUACAAUUAUAAAAGAUAAGGCUAGAUUGGGAGCAUUGGUUCACUAAAAGACUGCAACUUGUGUAGCUUUGACUGAAGUAAGAAAAGAAGACUAAGCAGAAUUCGAUAACUUAGUAAUUAAUUAAUUAUAUUUUAGGCUCGUGAUUUAAGAUAACACUAUAAUGAAAAUCAUGAAUUAUUAAGAACUAUUGGAGGUGGUUAAGUAGGAAUUAAAUCUAGACAUCAAUAAGAAGCUUUAAAGAAAGCAUUGGAAUUAGAAGAACUUAAGAAGACAAGUUAAUGAUC